Messenger RNA from Magallana angulata, 3303 nucleotides. RefSeq lists its product as uncharacterized. Bases 116 to 2632 code for a protein of 838 amino acids. The transcript is spliced from 2 exons. Gene Ontology annotation, molecular function: zinc ion binding; protein binding. The record is from RefSeq and is a predicted model, not a curated record. Lineage: Eukaryota; Metazoa; Mollusca; Bivalvia; Ostreida; Ostreidae.
UCUACCGAUCGAUGGAGGCAGCGAAGAUAAAUUUAGCUGACCAGGAAGAAGACUGGCCUCAUGCUAAUAUGAUGCGUUGUAACUGCACAGUAAUCAUUCAUCAAAAUUGUUGACCAUGGGCGCAGAGAACAGUCUUCAGGAUGUAGUUCGGUGUUACUUCUGUGACAGUCCGUGCCCCACAUUGAAAUGUACCAACUGUAACAUAAAACUGUGUACAACGUGUGUAGGAAAGCAUCUCUCAGACCACAAACACAAAGUGGUGUCAUGUAAACAGCGGAGAUCUACUGCUAUAUGUUUGAAACAUCCAUCAAAAAUAUGUGCUCUUUACUGUGUACAAUGCGAAUUUCCUAUUUGUGAUCAGUGUGCCUCUUCAGAAGAACACAAAAGGCAUGAAUUUAAUACCAUUGACAACAAAAAUGAAUUACAAACAGAAAAUAUAGAGAAAAAUUCUCUACACAUAUACAAAGAUAAUGCAUCUAAUGUGUCAGUUCAGGAAACUGAACUGAAUGAAAAACCCACUACAUCGACAACAGCUAUAACACACGAGCAUGUAGAAUCAUCUCCCCCAGACAAAUCGUAUACAACUAAUAGCCCAGCUGCUGCUGUACUUUGUCCCCAAGAUGAAUCAUACGAAUUUAAUACUACUGGUGCCAUAUCUCCUUUUUCAGAUAGACAGCUCGCAAAGGAUGUACCAGAUGUCGAGUGUGCUCAAAAAGGCAUGGCACAAAGUUUGAAUUCUUCAUGUGCUGUUUCAAUAUCUCCAAACAAAACUUCCAAAAUGAAAAAUUCUCUUAAUAUAUACAACGAUAAUGCAUCUAAUGUGUCAGUUCAGGAAACUGAACUGAAUGAAAAACCCACUACAUCGACAACAGCUAUAACACACGAGCAUGUAGAAUCAUAUCCCCCAGACAAAUCGUAUACAACUAUUAGCCCAGCUGCUGCUGUACUUUGUCCCCAAGAUGAAUCAUACGAAUUUAAUACUACUGGUGCCAUAUCUCCUUUUUCAGAUAGACAGCUCGCAAAGGAUGUACCAGAUGUCGAGUGUACUCAAAAAGGCAUGGCACAAAGUUUGAAUUCUUCAUGUGCUGUUUCAAUAUCUCCAAACAAAACUUCCAAAAUGAAUGAUAUAGAGUCUGCUUCAAACAUUGGUCACACAGUGGAUAUUCCAAAUGCUGAAUCCACUCCUCCAGAUGAGUCAUUUAUAUUUGAUAACUUAAGAUCUAGAUCUGGCCAAUCGUCUUUUUCAGACAGACAGCUCACAAUGAAUAUUCCAGAUGCUGGCUCUUCUUCAAGGGGAACACCAUGCACAUUUAAUUCUUCACUUGCUUUAUCCACCCCUUCAGAUAAAAAUCACUCAAUGGAUAGCUUAGGUUAUCUAUCUUCCCCUCUUUAUGAAUCGCAAUCAAUGGAUAGUUCAUUGUCACUUCCAUAUACACUGAGCGUAACGAAUAAUCUAGAUUUUUAUUCAUUUCCAAAAGAGACACUACACACCCUGAAUACUCCGUUUGCUUUAACCUCUACGCCAGAUGAUACACAUGAAACUGACAUAAUAGAUGUUUCAUCAUCUCCUCUCAGUAGAGGGUACAUGUUGGAUACAACAGAUGCUUUAGCAUUUCCUCCAAACGAAACAUUAUUUGAUAACUCUGGUGGCCUUUCGUCUCCAACAGACAGAGCACACAUGAUGAAUACUCCAGAUGCCGAGUCCUCUCCAAAAUACACACCCCAACCAUUGGAUUUUCCACAAACUUUAUCGUCUUUGUCGAACGAAACGCAUGGAAUGGUUACUCAGGUUGAAUUAGUCUUCCCCCAGAAAAAGAUUUUGAAUGUACCACAGAUCAUCAGACAUAUAAACACCAAGCAUAACGGUAAAACGCGCAGCGUGUCCUGUCUGGAUGAUGACAAUAUAUGGGUGUGUGGUAAUGCUAAAAUGAUGAGACUCUAUGGCAUCAAGGGGAAACUAGUGAAAUCAGUACAAACUAAGUCGGGAAACAUUCCACAAGACAUAGCAGUGACAUGGAAUGAUAGUCUUCUUUAUACUGAUGACAGCGAUGGUACUUUGAACAUUGUAAAUACUAGUAAUGCACAGAUACAGACAGUGAUCAGCCUACAGGGGUGGAGACCUCGCGGUGUCUGUAGUACCUCCUCUGGUGACUUCCUGGUUGUCACGGACAGUGAUGAUUAUAAACAAACAAAAGUUGUGUGUUACUCUGGCUCCACAGAGAAACAACGUAUUCAGUACGGUGACGAAGGACAACCUCUCUAUUCAUCUGGUGGCAUUAAAUACAUCAGUGAGAACAGGAACCUAGAUAUCUGUGUGUCAGACUAUAAAGCCAGUGCAGUAGUGGUGGUCAAUCAGGCCGGGAAACUCCGGUUUACCUACCUAGGGUAUUGCUCAACAACAAAUGAAUCGUUUAGACCAGUCGGCAUCACAACAGACAGCCAGGGUCGGAUACUGACAUCCGACUAUUACAACCACCGUAUCCACAUCCUGGAUCAGGACGGACAGUUUCUCCGCUACAUUGACAACUGUCAUUUAGACCGUCCAUGGGGUUUAUGUGUGGACACCAGAGACAACCUCUUUGUGGCUGAAACAACGGGUCAAGUGAAGAUAAUACAAUACUACAUGUAUUGAAAUACAAACUAUUUUAACUGUUAAAAAUUUGCAUUUAACGAAAUGCUAUGUUUAUUAGGCAUAUUUAUUACAUGUACAUUUAAUAGAAUGAUGUGUUAAUAUCCAUUAUAAUACAUUAUAUUUUUACAAAAAUGCAUUUCUCAAAAUUUUGCACCAGGGUAUUUCACUCGUGUAACUCAUGUCAUACUACAUUGCACUGCUUUCAAAAUGAUUUUCACAAAGGUGGUUUUCAACAGUAUCCGUCAGCUUACAUCAACUUUUCCAACCACCUGAAAUUACAAUGUGAUAAAUUAUACAAUUAUUUAAACUGUGUUAAUUUGGUCAUAUAAUUAUGUUAGUGGUCUUGAAAACCUAAUUCCUUAUUUAUGAAGGUCAUUAAGUCUGUUUCAGACCCAACUCCUGACGAAAAAGAUAAAAUAGUUAGGGGAUCGUCACUGUUACCUAACAAUUUCCUCAGGCUUACCUAAAAGUAAUUGAUGGUCAAUUGAUCCUUCGAAAUUCACUUCCUGAACAAAGAUGAUCAGAUCAUGGGAAUUAUCCCCAUGAACGACAUUUAUUCAGAACUGCAUGUAGUGCGCUCAUCUUGGCGAGGCAAACAAAACUAUUGAAUCAUAUAAAAUCGUGAGGGCCUAGCUAUAUUUUCGUAGAUUGCUAUUUUUUCAAAGGCUCUU